Molecule: messenger RNA, 237 nt
Organism: Oppiella nova
Lineage: Eukaryota; Metazoa; Arthropoda; Arachnida; Sarcoptiformes; Oppiidae
Source: the annotation of a GenBank genome assembly
AUGGCCUCUUGGCCUCCCCAAAGCGAGAGAGCUGUGUUUCGAAACUUCACAAAACACUGGAACCUGGAGCUAAUUAAACUCACUAAAGUGUACGGACCCGUAUUCACUUUGUGGAUUGGACCCUUGCCAUUUGUAUUCAUAUGUGACCUGGACAAUUGCCGCGAGGCAUUCAACAAAAGCGAGUUUACUGGACGUCCGAGUACGGUCUGGCAGCCAGGCUUUCAGUUUAUGAAUUAA